AUGGCUCAAACAAGCGCUUCCCAGGGAUACAUUGAUGAUUCUUCUUCUUUCGAUUCGUUCCACUUGGAUUCACGUUUAUCACAAGCCAUCCGCAGUAUCGGCUUCAAACACCCUACUUUGAUCCAAUCCAGUGCGAUACCAUUAGCUCUUCAAGAGAAAAGGGAUAUCAUAGCGAAAGCUAGUACCGGCUCUGGUAAAACUUUAGCAUAUUUGAUACCAGUGAUUCAAACAAUUUUAGAUCAUAAGAAGGCAGAUCAGAAUGAUGAAGGUGCCACUCUAGGGGUAAUAUUGGUCCCAACUAGAGAAUUGGCUCAGCAAGUUUUAGAAGUUGUUGAAAAGCUCAUUGUUUUCUGUUCUCAAGAAAUUAAAUGCUUAAAUCUUUCAUCGGGUAAUGUAUCGGGAAACUUAUUGAAAUCUUUACUUACCGAAAAUCCAGAAAUAUUGAUAGCUACGCCGGCCAAGUUAGUAGAUUUACUAGAUGCGCAAGAUGUUAAUAUUGACAGGUUGAAGUUCUUGGUUAUCGAUGAAGUUGAUUUGGUGUUAACUUUCGGAUACCAAGAGGACCUUACGAAGAUUUCAGAACGCUUACCAUUGAGAAAGAGUUUACAAACUUUCUUGAUGAGUGCCACUCUAAAUGACGAUAUCCAACACUUGAAGCAGCAAUUCUGCCGUUCACCAGCGAUUUUGAAACUUAAUGACGACGAAGUCAACAAAGAUCAAACAAAGCUUAUUCAAUAUUAUGUGAAGGUUGGAGAAUUUGAUAAGUUCCUAUUGUGUUAUGUGAUUUUCAAACUGGGACUAAUUAAGGGUAAGACAUUAAUCUUCGUUAACAAUAUCGAUAGAGGAUACAGACUAAAGCUAGUUUUAGAACAGUUUGGUAUUAAAUCUUGCAUUUUGAACAGUGAACUGCCAGCAAAUUCAAGACAGCAUAUCGUAGAAGAAUUCAACAAGAACGUUUAUCAACUGUUAAUAGCUACAGACGAUACUGAAUAUAUCAAAGAAGAAGACGAAGACUUAGAAUCAGAAAAAACUGAGGAUGGUUUAGUUGAGGUUGUCGAUGAUUCCACUGUUACUACGAAAGACAAUGCAAAGAAACAAAAGAAGCCAAAGCUAAACGUGGAGAAAGACAAAGAAUAUGGUGUAUCUCGCGGUGUGGACUUCAAAAAUGUUGCCUGUGUAUUAAACUUUGAUCUACCAACCACUGCAAAAUCGUAUGUACAUAGAAUUGGUAGAACAGCUCGUGCAGGGAAGUCAGGAAUUUCUAUUUCUUUUGUUGUUCCUUUGAAGGAAUUCGGGAAGCAUAAACCAUCUAUGAUCAAGAGUGCUAAGAAGGAUGAAAAGAUACUAGGCAGAAUUAUAAAACAACAGGCUAAAUUAGGCUUUGAACUACAGCCUUACAACUUUGAUAUCAAACAGGUCGAAGGUUUCCGUUAUAGAAUGGAAGACGGUUUCCGUGCAGUAACUCAGGUUGCUAUUAGAGAGGCAAGGAUAAAGGAGUUAAAACAGGAACUUUUGGCAAGUGAGAAACUAAAGAGACAUUUUGAAGAGAAUCCUCAUGACUUAGAGAGUUUGAGACAUGACAAGGAGUUACAUCCUGCUCGUGUACAACAGCAUUUAAAAAGAGUUCCGGACUAUCUUUUACCAGAAACUGCUAGGAAAGAUAAUAAGAAGAUCGGUUUCGUUCCAUUCCACAAAAAUUCGCAUAGAAAGAACGGAAGAGUGGUUAAGAAGAAGGGGAAUGUCCAAAGAAAGGGUAAAUCUGAUCCUUUGAAAAGCUUCAAAUAG
Kluyveromyces lactis is the source of this 1785-nucleotide messenger RNA. It is a transcript of the gene DBP9, whose product is annotated as ATP-dependent DNA/RNA helicase. Gene Ontology annotation, cellular component: nucleolus. The record is from RefSeq and is a predicted model, not a curated record. The transcript has a single exon. Lineage: Eukaryota; Fungi; Ascomycota; Saccharomycetes; Saccharomycetales; Saccharomycetaceae. The coding region runs from base 1 to 1785 and encodes 594 amino acids. Gene Ontology annotation, molecular function: RNA helicase activity; nucleic acid binding; ATP binding.